Molecule: messenger RNA, 656 nt
Organism: Erpetoichthys calabaricus (reedfish)
Lineage: Eukaryota; Metazoa; Chordata; Cladistia; Polypteriformes; Polypteridae
Gene: rpl22l1
Product: ribosomal protein L22-like 1
Exons: 4
Coding region: 182-544 (120 amino acids)
Biological process (GO): cytoplasmic translation
Cellular component (GO): ribosome
Molecular function (GO): RNA binding; structural constituent of ribosome
Source: RefSeq, a predicted model, not a curated record
CACCCCUACGAUUACCGCCUCCUUUGUGACGUCACGCAGAGCUACAAUACUUCCGUGACUACAACGUCAUUUCCUUUUCAGCUGCGGCAGUGUAAAAUGGCGCCGAAACGUGUAGUCACAGUCGGCAAAGAAAAGAAAAAGUCAUGGAGAUUUACGCUGGACCUCACACAUCCUGUGGAAGAUGGAAUACUUGAUUCGGCAAACUUUGGUUCCCUUCCCUGGUUGUAGCCUAGGGCCUCCUUCCCUAGUGUUCUUUCAUUUUUGUCUCUUUGAGCAGGAGACUUUUCUUAAAGAGAGAGUCAAGGUUAAUGGAAAGACAGGAAACCUUGGAAAUACUGUCCAGAUUACCCGUCUGAAAAACAAGAUUACUGUUGCUUCUGAAAAGCAGUUUUCUAAGAGGUACCUAAAAUACUUGACAAAGAAGUACUUAAAGAAGAACAAACUGAGAGACUGGUUGCGUGUGGUGGCUUCUGACAAGGAGAGUUACGAACUUCGUUACUUCCAGAUAAGCCAGGAAGAUGAAGAGUCAGAAAAUGAAGAUUAGAGUUUUUAGCAGCACAAUUUUGCCCAAGUGUACAAAGAUCGAAAAUCAUCAUUUCUUACUCAUUGUAUAUAGUAUGCAUAUAUAUAAUUAAUGAAUAAAUGGUUGUACACAG